GGAUGGACCACUAUAGGAGAUCACUCUAGAUAAUACACUCUAGAGGAUCUUAACGCCUAUAAAUACACCAAGAAAGGACCAAAUCCAGACACAUAAAAAAUUUGAAACCAACUCUCUGCAUCCAAGAGCUUCUUCAAUCUUCUCUCUCUUCAAUGGUUGCUUUGUGUUCUCCCUACUACCUCUGUGUUUCAAAUUCAAGUCUUAAUCUCCAUACCCAACAACAAUUCCCAUCUUCGAGCUCAAUCUCUCUCCAAUUAUUCUUCUCUGUUCCAAAUUUUUCUUCAGAUCAGUGAACUUUUAGCAAAUUUCACCACCUAUUCACUCAUAAAUUUCCAACUUUCAAAACGAAAAAGGGUCCAAUUUUUCAAUACCCUGUUUUUCUUCCCCUGUUCCUAUUUUCCCGGAAAAUCAGAACUUUCCCAGAAACAUUCCCAGGAUGCAAGAACACAACGUCCCGUUCACAUUCUCCAGCGAUGCCGGUAUUCGAUCUUCAUUAUCAGAGCUGAUAUUAACAGGUGGCAACACCAACACCAUUGAUUCAAUCUUCUCUUACUCUCCCCAAUCAACUCCAAUCACCAACCCUGUUCUUGAGCCCUUAGGCUCCUCUGUUUAUCUUCAACAAAGAGAUUUACUUAAAAAAUUCUCUGAAGAAAACAGAAAAAAUUUCUCAAUUUCACAACUUUCUCUCACAAACCCAAUUCAAAACUACGUACAUAGAGCCAAAAACACGAGUCCAGGGAAGCAAAAGCUGUACAGAGGAGUGAGACAGAGACAUUGGGGCAAAUGGGUAGCUGAGAUUAGACUUCCUCGGAACAGAGUAAGAGUUUGGUUGGGAACUUACGACACUGCCGAGGCUGCAGCCUACGCGUAUGACCGCGCAGCGUAUAAGCUGCGCGGUGAAUACGCGCGCUUGAAUUUCCCGAAUCUUCACGAUGUGACGAAGUUGGGAUUCGGAGAUUGUUCAAGACUGAAUGCUCUGAAGAGUGCAGUUGAUGCCAAGAUUCAAGCAAUUUGCCAAAAAGUGAGGAGAGAGAAGACUAAGAAGAGUGAGAAGAAAAUUGGGGUUUGUGAGAAAGUUAUGAAGAUUGAUUCUUCUCCGUUGUCAUCGUUGUCGUCUCCAGUGGUUGGUAGUCAGAGUUGGAGUAAUGAAAUGGUGGUAUCGCCGACCAUUUUGGAAGAUGGGGUUUGGAAGGGGGAGAAUUCGCUGGCCUCUGUUUCCGGCGAGAGUCCGGUAGCGGUGGCUCGGGAAUCAGAGUUCGAACAGUGUUCGCUCGAGCGUAUGCCGUCUUUUGAUCCGGAGUUGAUUUGGGAACUUCUCGCUCUUUAGCAUAGCAUUCUAUUUCGUAGACUGUGUUUGGAUUAAAUAUUUAAGCAGAGAUUUGUGGGAAAUAUUUAACUUUUUUUCCCUCUCUUUUUCUACAAAGCUCUAUCCAAAUUCUUAAUCCAAAAACUAUGAUAAGUUCUUAAGUUAUCAGUAGCAUCAUGUUAGGCUCUGGUUAUUGUAAAUGGUAAUUUUGGGUAUGCUUUGUUGUUCUUGUUUUAUGCAGUUUAUGUGAAAUUUGAGUACGUAGUAGUGGCUAUGUUCGGUUGUAUAAGUCAUGAUGACUUAUCUUGGGAUUAGUUGUUGUGAUAAAAAUAGUGUACAUAUUGUGCUUUGUUU
This is a messenger RNA of Camellia sinensis, 1660 nucleotides long. RefSeq names its product ethylene-responsive transcription factor ERF061. NCBI's taxonomy places the organism in Eukaryota, Viridiplantae, Streptophyta, Magnoliopsida, Ericales, Theaceae. Gene Ontology annotation, molecular function: DNA-binding transcription factor activity; DNA binding. The record is from RefSeq and is a predicted model, not a curated record. Gene Ontology annotation, biological process: regulation of DNA-templated transcription.